AUGGCAAGCAUGGGAUCCUUUUGUGAAUCUGGGUGGGAAUGGAGCUUUUCUUGGAGACGCAAUCUGUUUGAUAAUGAAAUGGGAAGAGCCUCAGAGUUUAUUGAUCAAACGACUUCAAUUAGUCCAUCUGCAACUUUGAAAGACUCUUGGGUGUGGGGAGCUGACCCUAAAGGAAUUUUCUCUACCAAUUCUGCCUAUCUUUAUGUCAAAGCUGAACAUCUUGAUGAAGAUCAGUGUCUUGGUUUCCAGCACCUAUGGAACAUCAAAAUCCCUCCUAGAGCUUUAGUUUUUGCUUGGAGACUUUUGUGGGACAGAUUGCCCACUAAGGAUAAUUUAAUUAGGAGGCAUGUUACCAUUGAAAAUGAUCUCUGCCCCUUUUGUCAAAACAAAGCUGAAUCUGCCUCUCACUUGUUCUUCUUGUGUCAUAAAGUUAUGCCUCUAUGGUGGGAAUUUAAUUCGUGGGUUAAGGAACCUAGAGUGCUCCAUUGUAGGCCUAUGGAUAAUUUCCUCCAGCACUCUCCCAUGACAGGAUUGAAGGAUACCAACUGA
Messenger RNA from Glycine soja, 549 nucleotides. RefSeq lists its product as uncharacterized. The record is from RefSeq and is a predicted model, not a curated record. The transcript has a single exon. Bases 1 to 549 code for a protein of 182 amino acids. Lineage: Eukaryota; Viridiplantae; Streptophyta; Magnoliopsida; Fabales; Fabaceae.